AUGAUUAGGCAUACAAAUAAUGAGUUGUUAGAUUGUCAGUCAUGUCCAGACUAUAUGUUAAAAUCACAACGAUUCCGAGUUUACUUGUGUAAAACUAGAUUUUUAAAUCUACAAAAUAACAAUUACAUUUUUAAAAGCCUUGGAAAGGAGCAUCUACUUAGUGAACAGUUAAAAAAUUUUAGCAAUUUGGCAUGUGAAGGACAAAUCAUGUUCAUUAAUAAGAUUUUUAAAAACAAUAAGCCAAAUUCAUUACUCCAGCUCAUACCUAUUACUGCUUAUGAAGAAGCAGCAGCUCUGAAUAAAGAAAAUAUGAUAAAAAAGGAGCUUUUAGUGAUCAUUGAUUCAUUACUCAAUUGCAUCAAUCUUUUUGAUCAUCUGAAGUAUUGUGGUUUGCAACAAAAAUCUCAUAGCCAAUUGCAAGAAAUCUUACAAAAUAUUAGAGACCUACACAAAAAUCAAGAUGAUCUUGAAAAUGAGAUGAACCUAUAUAAGAAUUAUAAUGAUUUUGAAAAUGAGACAGAGCUAGAAAAUAAAAAUAAAUAA
Molecule: messenger RNA, 543 nt
Organism: Cetraspora pellucida
Lineage: Eukaryota; Fungi; Glomeromycota; Glomeromycetes; Diversisporales; Gigasporaceae
Source: the annotation of a GenBank genome assembly